UAUGGCCUUACAGUAACAGUAAACAACUUCUUCACACGCAUUCUCGCUAAUAUGGUGUUUACGGUUUGAUGCAGUGUUUGUGAACAAAUGAAGAGGUACAGAGAAUCUCAGACUCCUCCCUGGGGAAGAUAUCUGCUGUCAGCCCUCCCCUCCCCUGGAAAAGAGUCGCGCUCUUGUUCCUGUCUUCAUCAGUGGCAUCUCAAACCGAUGACAAAAAGCUGUCGACCCCGCACGGAGUUGGAGUUGAGAUCUGUGAUUUUUAAAUGUGUAUGGUUAUAUUUGCUCCGAUUUUUGCCAUCUGUGCUUUUGCAACAUGUGGAGGAUACUAUGGUCACCUCCAGGUUAAAGUGGACUGUGCAGACAGGAGGCAGGGUAACCUCAGCAUCAACAUUGAUUUUGGCUACCCCUUCAGAUUGAAAGAAGUGCAUUUCAAGGCUCCCCUGUGUGACGCGAAGAGAGAUGAGAUUCUUUUCCUGGACGGUGACUUUUCCUCACCUGCUCAGUUUUUUCUGACCGUGGGUGUUUUUGCUUUCCUGUACUCCCUGCUGGCAACCAUUGUCUAUGUCUUCUACCAGAACAAGUACCUGAAGUACAACAGAGGCCCGCUUGUGGAUUUUCUUGUUACCCUCACCUUCUCCUUCAUGUGGCUGGUCAGCAGCUGCUGCUGGGCCAAAGCUCUUUCGGAUAUCAAGACGGCCACAGACCCGACACAGGUGCUUCUGCUCUUCUCAGCCUGCAGAGCUCAGGAGAACAAAUGCACAGUUAUCCAGGAGCCUCGCUGGUCACGUCUCAAUACAUCCGCGGUUUUUGGUUUCGUAAAUGUUGUCCUCUGGGUUGGAAAUAUCUGGUUUGUCUUCAAAGAGACAGGUUGGUACAAGACAGGUCAGAGAUAUCCGACCAGGAGCGCUUCUGGGAAACGUGCCAGUGAGAUGCGACAGCGGCUUUACAGCGAGAGCAGCUUUGAGCAGUCGGAGGAGAGUUUCGCUCCACAGCCGUCCAGGCAAGACAGUUUCAAUCAGUCAAAGGUGGAGUUAAAAGGUGGAGGUCAACAUGUACACAGGCAAAGUAGCUUCAACCAGCCCCAAGUAAAUUUGAGCUUACCACACGCAUAUCUCGGUAAACAAGUUGUUUAUGACAGGGAGAACACAGAGGUUUCCAGGGGCCCGAUGAUAUUUGUCAAUGAGAUGUGAUUUUGUUUUUUUUGGUGUCAUGCUGUGAAUACAUCACACAUAACUUGAAAACACUGAGUGGUAAUGAUGUUUUUCUCCACUGGAUAAAUUAAUGUACAUCUGUUGAAAAACAAAAAAACAUUGACGUCAUUUCUUUCAUCUCCCAAAGCAUUAAUCUGCAAUGUUUCUAGUCUGUUUGUUUUCAUUUAUCUUGAAAACUGAAUUUUGCCAAUAGGCAGGUGUGGCUGUGUUGCUCUGUGAGUCUCAGAAAUUUGACAGUCAGACGGAGAAUUCUUACUUCAUAAAACAAAUAAUAAUACAAAAAAAAAAAUGUGUUGCCACCUUUCUGCCCUUUGGAGCACAUUGUCAAUGCCUUUUUAGCCACUGAUAGGGCCAUGAAUUUAUUGCUUCAUUAAGAAGGACCAAAAUAAUUACAAAUCAGAAUGAAUAUGUAAAAAUUAAUUUGGAUGCUUUUUUUUAUAUUUUCCUUUCCUCCAGUGUUGAGGUUUGCGUGCAUGUAAAAUAUCUUAAAAGUUAAGAAGGAAGAAGUCCCGCUUUUUAAUUUUGUGACUUUGUGACAUCACACUACAUUGAGGAGUCACAGAUUUGCAUCAUUUAUGCCUAUAGUGGCUAGUUUGGAACCUAAGAAUUGAUUUAGCAAAGCAGCUCUGGGAUUUUGCAAAGCCGCUCUGUCAGCUGUGCUGGUUCAGGCAUGUGUGAGCUGACCAAUCAGCGCAGACAUGGCAUUUGGGAAUUGGUGGCCUUAAAGAGACAGGAGCUAAAACAGAGUGUUUCAUACAGAGGGGAACCACAAUGCUGCAGCACUGGACAGUAUGAGAAAAGCUAUUAAAAGCAGUAAAGCAUGUAAGCCUAUUUUUGCCGAACCCUAAAAUAGAAUUAUGAAACUGAAAAAUCUAACUGUCAUUAAACAACUAGAACAACCACCACACAGUGGUUCUGACCCUUGACUACUCGGUAGACAUUAUUACAUAAUUACAUGAUUACACAGUACUCGUGUGUCACACCACACCUGAAAAGUUACCUGACUGCAUCCGAACAAAUUUUUGCCAGGUGAUAGUUACCGCCACAAAAAGUGUCUGCAGGACCACAUUUUACCAUGAUGACACACACAAAGACUCACAAACUGAAAACAACACCAGCCAACACUUUGGCAGCUGUUAGCAGAUUAGCAAAUUACAUAAAGCUGGAGAGACCUGAUUUUGAAGCAGUGUACCUUUAAACUUUAACACAGACUGUAACAUAACUGCUAACUUUAGCUUGCAUAGAUUUAAAGAUUACAUUUUCAGAGAUUACAUGGCAUUUAAUUACUUCAUAUAUGGUGGAAAGUAUUUACAAGUCCUACAUAGAAGAUAGUUUUAAGAGUUUGACAAUUGAGGUGAGCUCAGAUGUGGUCUUCUUGAGAAUUUGGUGUGCAAUGGACUCUCUGUGUGAACUUCAUCAUUAUUGUAACCGUAUGUUUUCUUUUAGUUUUUGAAGGUUUUGACCAUAUGAUUCUCUUUGAAUUAUUCAAAAUAAAAUUUGAGAGGAAAAGAAAAAACAGUGAUUGCAUUAGCAUAGUGUCAGGACUUUCUACCUGCUGUUGAUAUUGAACUGGUUUCUCCUGAUUUAUUACACAUGUUUUUAUGUUAGCUCUAAGAAGAAAAUCCUUUUUGAGGAAGCCAAUCACUCAAAUGUACAGUAAACAUUAUAGGCCUAUAGAGUAUGUUUGAUAGAAAAUGUGUACAGUGUGAGUUCAGUAAUGUAUGUAACCACCGUGCUCUGAAUAAAUAUUUAAUAUCUGAUCAUCA
This is a messenger RNA of Acanthopagrus latus (yellowfin seabream), 2977 nucleotides long. RefSeq names its product synaptoporin. The record is from RefSeq and is a predicted model, not a curated record. Gene Ontology annotation, cellular component: synaptic vesicle; synaptic vesicle membrane. The transcript has 5 exons. The coding region runs from base 264 to 1190 and encodes 308 amino acids. Lineage: Eukaryota; Metazoa; Chordata; Actinopteri; Spariformes; Sparidae.